Messenger RNA from Caenorhabditis remanei, 753 nucleotides. RefSeq lists its product as uncharacterized. Gene Ontology annotation, biological process: innate immune response. Bases 1 to 753 code for a protein of 250 amino acids. NCBI's taxonomy places the organism in Eukaryota, Metazoa, Nematoda, Chromadorea, Rhabditida, Rhabditidae. The transcript is spliced from 4 exons. The record is from RefSeq and is a predicted model, not a curated record.
AUGCGAUACCCUCGGAUUAAGAUGCAUAAUAGAACGCAUGACAAUUUGAAUCAGUUUCUGAAACACUUUGAAGAAGUGUUGAAGUUUUGGAAAGAAGGACUGAAAGUCAAAAAACUAUUCAUUGAAAUCGGAAACGAAAACCAUUUGAUACCGAUUCUAUCUCAUAUCAAUACGAUGACUCUACAAACCAUUGAGAUUGGCAAUGCAUCCCUUCAAAGAGACACUCCAAGCUAUUUAGACAUUGAGAAUGCUACCAAACUAGAACAGUGGCUACAAGCAAAGCAACUGAUAGCGAAAACGCAUGUCAUAACUACACCAAUCGAAAAACUGAAUUUAACUCAUUUUGUCAAAGGGGAUAUAUUGGUGGCGCAUUUAUCUGCAAGAGAUAUAUUAUACCUGAAAGAGAGAUUCCUCCUGUCUCAAACGCUUCAAAAAUUCAAAAUCACUACGAAAAACAGAUCCGCUGGUGACAAUCCUGAACAUUUACUACUUGUGUUUUGUCUUCUGGCUUUAUCUGUCCUUCCUUCUUUUUCUUAUCCAUCUGAUUUGAGCCUAGAUGCCAUGGAAGCUUUUAAUACCGAUGACAUCGCAGAUGAAUCUCCUCGUGUCAAGAGAUAUGGUGGCUGGGGAGGACGUGGUGGAUGGGGAGGCGGCCGUGGAUAUUAUGGAGGACGUGGAGGCGGCUGGGGACGUGGAGGAGGAUGGGGACGUGGCGGAGGAUGGGGACGUGGAUAUCGUGGAUGGGGAAAGUAA